This is a messenger RNA of Chionomys nivalis (European snow vole), 3065 nucleotides long. It is a transcript of the gene Ubl7, whose product is annotated as ubiquitin like 7. The coding region runs from base 150 to 1295 and encodes 381 amino acids. The record is from RefSeq and is a predicted model, not a curated record. Gene Ontology annotation, biological process: ubiquitin-dependent protein catabolic process. Gene Ontology annotation, cellular component: cytosol. The transcript has 11 exons. NCBI's taxonomy places the organism in Eukaryota, Metazoa, Chordata, Mammalia, Rodentia, Cricetidae. Gene Ontology annotation, molecular function: polyubiquitin modification-dependent protein binding.
GGGAAUGUGUGACCAAGAGAAGAAAAAAAGAGGGCAUGGAAACGAUAUAUUUGUGUGGGUCUUGGUAGGAGUUUGCUAAGAGGCCAAAAAGGGAAGAGAACUUACUUACAAAGACAGGAGGGAGAAAGAGAGCACGCGAAAGAGAGAGGAUGUCUCUCUCAGACUUUCAUCUGGCAGUGAAGCUGGCUGACCAGCCGCUCGCCCCCAAAUCAAUUCUUCAGUUGCCAGAGACAGAACUGGGAGAAUAUUCGCUAGGGGGCUAUAGCAUUUCGUUUCUAAAGCAGCUAAUUGCUGGCAAGCUCCAGGAAUCUGUUCCAGAUCCAGAGCUGAUUGAUCUGAUCUAUUGUGGCCGGAAGCUAAAAGAUGACCAGACCCUUGACUUCUAUGGUAUUCAGCCUGGGUCCACAGUCCAUGUUCUCCGCAAAUCUUGGCCUGAGCCUGAUCAGAAACCUGAACCUGUGGACAAAGCUACUGCCCUGAGAGAGUUCCGGGUCCUGCACACCGCCCUGCACAGCAGCUCCUCCUACAGGGAGGCGGUCUUUAAGAUGCUCAGCAAUAAAGAAUCUCUAGAUCAGAUCAUUGUGGCAACCCCAGGUCUCAGCAGUGACCCCAUUGCCCUAGGGGUUCUCCAGGACAAGGACCUCUUCUCUGUCUUUGCUGAUCCCAACAUGCUGGAUACAUUGGUGCCUGCUCACCCAGCCCUGGUCAAUGCCAUCAUCCUGGUUUUGCACUCAGUAGCAGGCAGCACCCCAAUGCCAGGAGCUGACUCCUCUUCCCGAAGCAUGCCCUCCAGCUCAUACCGAGAUAUGCCAGGUGGCUUCCUGUUUGACGGGCUCUCGGAUGAUGAGGACGACUUUCACCCAAGCACCACCCGGUCUACGCCCUCUAGCAGUACACCCAGCUCCCGCCCGGCUUCUCUGGGGUACAGUGGAGCUGCUGGGCCCCGCCCCAUCACCCAGAGUGAGUUGGCCACUGCCCUGGCCCUGGCCAGUACUCCAGAGAGCAGCUCUCACACACCAACUCCUGGCACCCAGGGUCAUUCUUCAGGCACCUCGCCAAUGUCUUCUGGUGUCCAGUCAGGGACACCCAUCACCAAUGAUCUUUUCAGCCAAGCCCUCCAGCAUGCCCUGCAGGCCUCUGGGCAGCCCAGCCUUCAGAGCCAGUGGCAGCCUCAGCUGCAGCAGUUGCGUGACAUGGGCAUCCAGGAUGACGAGUUGAGCCUCCGCGCCCUUCAGGCCACUGGAGGGGAUAUCCAAGCAGCCCUGGAGCUGAUCUUUGCUGGAGGAGCCCCAUGAACUUUUUGUACUCAAGUGCCUAGCAAGUUGCAGAGGCGAAUCCUAGAAGGAGGCAGUUGUGAAGUUGCCUCCAGCUCCCCCACCCUCCAAUAUAUCUGAUGGUCUACUCACCUGCUGUGUCCACUACUUGACCUUUCUAUUGAUCUCAACUGCAAGCAAGAUGUAUGGUUUGGGUGCUGUGACAUCAGGGAUCAGGGUGACCCCCCACAUUUGGUUUGGGCCCUGGUUAGGAAGUUUCGGACCAGUGUCAGGGGGUAGUGCAUACCCAUGUAUACCUUAGAGACAAGUCCCUAGUAGUAGCACCCAUGUGCUUUGGUGCUUAGAGUCUAAGGUGGAGCCAGGCUACAACCCAGUUUCGUAGUAGCUGCUGAGUUUCAGAUAAGGCCAGAGGAGACUACCACCUGUGGCUAAAGUCUAGGGAGCAACCAGGUGGAUUCUGGGUUUGGCAGCAGAGAAUAUUUGUCAAAUGAUUCCAUGUCCCUACACUGGCGGUGUCUUAGCAAUCAUCCUCAGAUGUAUGCGCUGUAAUCCAGGAUUCAGCCUGCCACGAGGCGUGUCCCUUUCCUGUGUCCUAAAGGCAUAAACACGAGCAGUUGAAAACAAUACUACCAACAGCAGUACAAACAGCUCCCAGCUGCUGCUCAUCUGUCUGUGCCCUCCUUCCCCGUGACUGUUCCCUGGGGCAUUUCCUGCAGCAUCAUAGACGUGUCCAAGUUGACGAGUGGGCUUCCUGGGCUUCACAUCUGUUUGGGGAAAAUGUCUUUACUGUUAGUGCUUGAGCUCAUUCGGAACUGAUGUGGGUGGGCUGGAGCUCAGAGGUCUGGCCCUGCCUUGGCCUCGGCCCACAUUCCCUUCACACCUUCUCCACUCAUAGCCAUUUGGCUCCUGCUUAUCUCCUCUUGAGGCAGAAAGUCCUCCAUGAAUGUAUCUAUAAUCUUUUCUACCACGUGGAGCCACAUGGAACUGGUCUGUGCCAUUUUCUCUGCCAGUACAGUCUUAGUACUUGGUCAUCCCAUGUGUCCCUUUGAACUACCCUCCUGAUUUUGGUCCCCAGCACAUCCUGUUGUGUAUGAUCUUUAUAUUAGUGAUAGUUGGGGGGGGGGGUGCUCAAAAGAACACACUACUGGAGGGACGCCCUCAGCAGCCCGUUGUUCUUUACCUACUCUGAAAAUGUUGGAUGUUUCCACAUUGCUUUCAACGGUCCCGGGUUGAUGUUGAGAGGUAUUUGCAUUGGCAGAAAAGACUCAGAACUCUGCAGGCUUCUGGGUGCCAAGAAGCCUUUUGAGCCUCGUAAUCUGCCUUGUGAAUGGCAGUGAAGACCUAGAAGCGCUAUUUGAGCCCAAUAUCUCUUGCUCUGUGGUACAAAUAAAGGCCAAGGUCCAGUGGUGGUCCAAUGUGGCUGAGACAGCUGCUCCGGUUGGUCCACUUGCUAAAGCUUGCCUGGCUCUGCUGUCUGUCCUUUGACAGCCUCCUCUGCCUGCGGCUCACUCGUCCCAUUCUGCUGCAGACCAUUGGUGUGUCCUCGCUCUCUCUGGAACAACGCUUGCUACCUGUUCCCCAGCUUCCCAGAAUUGAGCCAGUUUCCCCUGUUUGUCAGGUCUUUCCUCCAAGGGCUUGGAACAUUGGCUUUGCUUCCUGUGGUCAUAUUUUAAACAGUGCAUGUUGAGCCUGAUAAGUGCCCCUCUGCGCCUGGGGCUUUCCGUGGACUGAGGAUGCCUUCCUCGCUAUUGUGCUUUUCACUCUUCCAACAAACAGUGAGCUUCUGUGUUG